Messenger RNA from Prorocentrum cordatum, 995 nucleotides. Lineage: Eukaryota; Dinophyceae; Prorocentrales; Prorocentraceae. The record is from the annotation of a GenBank genome assembly.
GAGUCGUCUCAUCUCAUCUCAUCGUCAUCGUCGUCCUCCUCUCCACUGGCCGAGUACGUAGAGCCCCGAAGUGGCUCCUGUGGGGUGCCGUGGGUCCUUCAGGUAGUCAUUUCGCAGCCCUGCAAUGGCCCACCGCCUUGCGGAACGAGCACAAAGCAGGCUUUGUGUUGUGCCAAACCGAAGGUCUGCCCGAGCCUGGGGUGUUGCGCUCCCCCCUUCCUGCCCAGGACUCGAACCGACCCGGCUCCUCCCUCCCCCUCCACACGAGAUGGCUCCCAGGGUUUCCGCCGGGUGGCGUGGGCAUGUACCGGUGCACGCAGGUCGCGACGAUCGUCGCGGUGGGCCUCGUUGUCGGAGCGCAGGUGAACGCUUUCUUGGGAACUCUUACUGCCAGUUCUCAGUGGUACGCGUAUGCGGAGGUUUGCUGGGGCCUCGGCUUGCUGGUGCUGCUGCCGUCGGUGGGGUACCUGUACUCCCAUGCCGCAACCUACCGGGAGAGCUCGAGCUACGAGCAGAGCGGCACCUCGACGGCCACAUUAUUGGCAGCAGAAUCUGUCAUCGUCGUCUUUUACUUGAUCUGGCUCACCAAGGACGUGCCAGACUGGUGGUCGCGAGUCCUCGAAGAGGACAAGCACAGCGUCCCAGCGGUAUCUUGGGAGGAGAGUUUCAAAUACGCGCUGGACUUCCGCUUGGUGACCCAUUCCUGGAACGUGUGGUGCAGGCCUGCUGCAUGGGAGACGAUCUACAGGAUUGUCAUCAACGUCAAGGCCACAUCUGGCUGGUGUUCCGCUGGAUGGUUUUCAGCCAGAGUCGGACAGAGAGGACGAGCGCCAUGCCGAACGCGAAGAGGCCGCAGCGCACCACCACGAGCGGGUGUUCUGACGGUGUGCAGUUGGACAACCGCCUCUACGAGCCGUGCAUGGUUCCUUGAGUCUUCAGCCAACAGUGGGAAGCUGAUAGUUGGAAAGCUGAACACUGUCAAGCUGGAUCGAGGA